AUCCAUUAGAUAGCAAUAUAAAUCAAGGACUACUAGGUUUGGUAGUAUAUUAAUAUUGUAUAGUGGCAAUAAUUAGUUGCGAUUUCACAGUAUAAGACGUUUUUUUCUGGGGCGUUGGGUAUUAUAGACAUAUAAUUUGGGAAAGGAUUUUGCAUUAAAAUAAACGAUAACUAUGAAUUCGAAUGAUAACUUAUUUGAAGAUAUAGAACAGGAUAACAAUCCUUCAUUCUAUGGUAACCAAUCCAUCUUGAGGGAUCCAUAUGGACAUAAUCGGUCUGAUUCAGGUAGUCAAGAUAAUACUUUUGUUAAUAUACCAUCCACUACAGUUAGUAAUGGUCAAGCAGACCAUUCAACUUCUACAGAGUCAGAAUUUUCAGUAUCUACAAGAUCUAAUCCACCUCCAUAUCAACCAAGUGUCAUACCAAAUUUAACUCCAUCUAAUGAUCUUGUUAAUAAUACAAUUGAUCUUUCAAAUAAGAUUAGAGAUUUAUUACAUGAUCCAAAUGUUGAAAUAAAUAUUUUAUCUAGCGAACGUCUAGUUAAUUCAUCAGUAAUUGUUUAUACAAUUCAAUUAGCUUUAAAGAAAACCAAUAGUUCAAUUAUUGUAAAAAGAAGAUAUAGUGAAUUCAAAUCAUUAAGAGAUAAUUUAAGUAAAUUAUAUCCAACAUUAAUUAUUCCUCCAAUCCCAGAAAAGCAUUCAUUACUUUCAUAUUUAAUUAAUUCUAUCAAUAAUUCUCAUGAAAUAGAUAUAAUUGAAAUGAGGAAAAGAUAUUUCAAAAACUUCUUAAUAGAUAUAAUAUUUAAUUCAUCUCCUAAAUUGAAAAAUUGUGCAUUGUUACAUAAAUUUUUUGAUCCUAAUUAUGAAUUGUGUUGGUAUAAUGCCUUGAAUGAACCACCUAUUAAUUUAAUACCAAAUAAUUUAUUAUUAGCUAACCCAAUCAAUACUUCUGAUCAAAAUGGUUUAUAUUCAUUGUUACCAUUAGUAAAUGGAUUUGAAUUUGAAUCAAGUAUUGAUAAUUUACAUUCAUUAAAGAAAGUCAACGAGGAAUGGAAAAAAUUGAGAGAUCAAAUUAUUUUAUUUGAAUAUAAAAGUAAUACUCCUACAUCCCCAAGUUCAACUGAUAAUAAUACAUUUCUUGAAAUUCCAUCUAAUUUAAUUCAAUUUGAAAUUAAAAUGCAUAACAUAAUCAAGAUCCUUCAAGAUUUAAAUAGAAUAAAUUCUAGAUCAGUAAAGAAUUAUAAAAUAAUUAUUAAUAAUUUAAUUGAAUUAGGUGGAAAUCUUAAUAAUUUUUCACUUCAAAUCUUUGAAUCAUCAUCACAUAUAUCAUCUAUUACCAAUUCAAAUGAUAAUAAUAAUUUAAGUCUUGCAAUUGAAAAGUUUGGUUCAACUAUUGAUAGUAAUUUCCUUAAUUUAGAGAAUUUUAUAUUGAAUCAAUUGAUUCCCGAAUGGCAAGAACCCAUACAUCAAUUAACUCAAUAUUAUAUUUCAAGUUUAAAUCUAAUUAAAUUUUAUAAAUAUAAAAUCAUUCAAUUCAAAAUCCUAUAUAAAUUGAAAUUUACAAAGUUUCAAGAGAUAUUGACAUUGACAAAUAUGACAUCAAUAGGUAAUGAUACCACUACUACAAAUCCAUCACCACAAAAUACUACUGAAGGUGAUACUCUUGAUCACUUAAAGGAUUUGAAUAGUCCAUCAUUAGCCAAUGCAAUUCAAAGAUUAGAAAUCAGAAAGAAGAGAGGUCGUUUAACUACGAAGAAUUCGUGGUAUGGAUUAUUUGGAGGAAAUAAAUCAUACAAUUUUACAUUACCACAAGAACCAAAUACAUCAUCAACUGUUGGUAAUAAUAAUCAAUAUAAAUUAAAGUUAAAUCAUGUAGAAAAAGAAUUAGAUAAGUUAGAUCAAUUAGUUGUCCUUUGUGAUCAAGAUAUGGUAAGAUUAACUCAAGAAUUAACGGUUACUUUCACUCAAUUCUUAAAAGAUUUAGAAGGUAAAUGGUUAAAGCUUAUGAUCAAUUAUAUCAAGAAUGGAAAAACCUUAUUUGAAGACAAUCUUGCUAAUUGGCAAGAGUUUAAGGAUUUCUUAACCCAUAAUUAAAAUUAAUUAGUUAAUGAAUUAGUUAAUGAAUUAGUUAAUGAUAAUAUUUUUUUUGCAUCUUCUUUUUGUAUGUAUGUAUGGGAAAUUUUGAGGUCGUGCGCACGACCAAUAUAUUGUUGAAAAGUUAAGGUGGCAAUCGUAUAUAGUUUAGAUAAAUUAAUGUAUGGGUGU
Molecule: messenger RNA, 2263 nt
Organism: Scheffersomyces amazonensis
Lineage: Eukaryota; Fungi; Ascomycota; Pichiomycetes; Serinales; Debaryomycetaceae
Exons: 1
Coding region: 173-2092 (639 amino acids)
Biological process (GO): retrograde transport, endosome to Golgi
Molecular function (GO): phosphatidylinositol binding
Source: RefSeq, a predicted model, not a curated record